GGCGGCUCCGGGAAAAGAAAAGACGCAACUUUUUUUUAUCUUUUCGCUUUUUCUUAUGUAAAUCAUGAGUAAUGAGAGGAAUGACUACAAGACAACUAUCUAAGGGACCUCUCAGCUUGGUAGGAUAAAUUUCUGCACGAGGCAUCGCCGUUUAGCCCACAAAAGAGUCAUAGACAGUUGGAGGUAAUUUUGUCUGCCCCCCUCCCACCAACAAGUACACGUGUCAAAACAUAAACAGAGUCAGCUGUGGCGGGAUUUGGACUUGGGUGGACUGGAGGACUCUUGGCAACCAUGGGCUGUUACUGCAGCAAGGGCCUGGUCACGAUCAACAACAGGGCCUUCUACAUGCAGGAAAGGAUCGGAGAAGGGGGUUAUGCUUACAUAGAUUUGAUAGAAGACAAGAAAUCAGGGAAGUUCUUUGCACUGAAGAGGAUCACAUGUCAUUCCAAGGAGGAUGAGACUGAGGCGCUGAAAGAAGCAGAAUAUUGCAGAAUGUUCAACCACCCCAAUAUAAUCAAGGUCGAGGAGUUUACAACUGUCAAGAAAACCCAGACCACAUCCGUCUGGAUAGUUUUUCCAUUCUUUAAGCUGGGGUCUUUACAAGACCUAAUUGAGAAGACAGCGAAGAACAACAGCUACAUCCAUGAAGACAGGCUGCUGGGGAUCUUCAAGGGCAUCUGUGAAGGGGUCAAGGCCAUGCACGAGGCCACGCCCUCACCUGUCACUCAUAGAGACAUAAAACCAGCCAAUGUCCUGUUAGACGAGAACGACACCCCUGUUCUGAUGGACUUUGGUUCUGUGGGGCCAGCCAGGGUGGAGAUUAAAGGGUCUGCAGAAGCUCAAGCAAUGCAGGAUCUAGCAGCAGCCAAGUGCACCAUGCCCUGGAGAGCACCAGAACUGUUUCAUGUGGAAAGUCACUGUAUCAUAGAUGAUAAGGUGGACAUUUGGUCUCUAGGCUGUACCCUGUAUGCUAUGAUAUACCUGGAGGGUCCAUUUGAUGCCGUGUGGCAGAAGGGAGACAGUGUGCAAUUAGCAGUUCUCAGCAGAAAUGUCAAGUUUCCUGAGGACCAACAAUCAUUAUACUCUGCAGAGUUGUUAGACCUGAUUAAUGCCCUGCUGGUGGUUAACCCGGCUGAGAGACCAAACAUCAACUGGGUGAUACAGAGGGUGGAGGAUCUGUGCUUGAACGCCCUGGCUGCUAACAGGGUCUAGUAUACUGUCACUUAAGAUCCAGUCUUUCUUAACAAAAUACAGUAGUGCAACACCAGUUCAAUGAAAUGCCAUUUGGUCUCUCUGGAGCUCCAUCAACCUUUCAACGUCUGAUGCAGGUGACCAAAGUCUAAAUAUUUUGCUGAUUUAUCUAGAUGAACAAGAACAAGAACUUUAAGAUGACAUAGUCGUCUUUCCAAAAAUGUCAAUGAACAUCUGGCUAGGUUGGAUGUGGUCUCCUGCAGCUGGGACAGUAUGGCAUAAAGCUCUAACAAUUAUCACUUAUUCCACACAUCAGUCAAGUAUCCAUGUCACAUAGUGUGCCAUUUUAUUGUUCUUUUUUACAUCUAAUGCCAGGAUAUUGUCUGGUUAGGAUGAAGUAUUGUAUAUUAUAUAGGAGCAGAGGCAAACCUACCCAGGCUGAUAUUCAGGUUACUUUUCUUUAUCUUCUUUGCUACUACUACUUCAACCUGAAAAAUGAAACAAGAAAAGAAAAAAUAACAAUUAUUGUUCAUUGCAAAGCAAGGGUACUUAAAGGUCUAAGUUUUAAGUCAUUCUUUAAGCAUUUUUUAGCAGGCUUCUCCUUUUAUUGUGCUUUGCAUUCCAUUUUACCCAGCUUAUAGCAGGGUUGACUUUUCAGCAACUUCUCCUGUACCAUGUGUUGCAGAUACGAUGUUAAUUAUUUGAAUAUGUGAAAAAAAAUCAUUUCCUGGCUUUUAAAAAGGCAACUUUGUAGAUUUUUAGUCUUGAAAGUUGAUAUGCUUACUGUAUAUUGUGGGGAAAUCUUACUACCUAUUUUACAAGCUAUUGAAUGCUCUGCAUUUUCCUAACUAACAAAACUUUUGUCACAAAUAUUUGUUAUAACAAGGACCAUAUAUUAGAGUACACUGUACAUGAGUGCAAAAGUUUUCAAAUUGGAUCAUUUUAGGUAUUACUAAUAGUCCGAAAAAUUGAAGGACAAUCACCAAAAGUGUAUGAUGUUAUAUGAUGGGUGCAAUAAGGAAGCGGUUUGUUACAUGGGAUUGUAAAAUGGUGAAAGUUUCAUAACUCUUAGGUAGAAGUUGUAUGCCAUAGUCAAUGGAGCAAAGUGGGAAUUUUUGCAGUUAUUAUGGUAAGCCAUGUGGUGUGUUUUAACACAAAUUCAAUAAUGAGUCACAUGUUGAAGGCAAUGGCAAUUUUAUUGAGAUAACAUUUUACAAAAUUUCCUGGGAAACCAGAAAAUUUAUCUCAUGGGAAGAUAUGCUGCAAUAAAGGACUACAUCAGUGCAGAUGGUAUGGUAUCUAAUAAGGUACAAGAAACGCAAUGUUCAUCAUGAUUGCUCCUUUCAAUCUACAUGUAUAUAAGAGAAUAUAUCACUUAGUUUUGAAUGCAUGUAAGAAAUGUUAUGAUGAAGUAGCAUUUUGUCAGGUUAUAUACAAUGUACAUGACAAUUCUGGGCUUCUGGCAUUAUCAAGUUUUAAGGUACAUGUAUACAAUAUUGUCUUAUUUAUAACAAGUUAUUUUAUGAUCACAUGGCAAUAUUUGCGAAACAAAUAUUAGCUUCAAUGCAAUAGGUUUUUAUUAUUGUGAUUCAUUAUAUAGAAAGCAAUUAAUAUGCAAACGUUUUCCGUUUGUUGCCAACAAAAUAGUUUUGCUUGGUCAGGCUCUUCCCUCUAUUUUUCAUCAGCUACUGCUCUACAUAUUUGUAGUGUUACUAUUCAGCAUAAGGAGCCAGGAAUAGGGAUGAAACAGACAAUAAAUUGAAGGGAUGGUGUCAGUUGGUGGAGGAAUGCAGUAAAACAGGAAAUAUUCACAGGGAUUUUAUUUUGUAGUAGCGAGAAAAUGUGGUUUUCUUAAUGGUUUUAAAAUUGCUGUUGAAACUGCAAUGCACUGUUUUAUUGUCAAAGGGUUUUGAGUUUGCGGUGAAGACUUCACCUUGAAAAUGUGAACACAAAACCACGACAAAUAUUUCUCCUUUUACAGUAAUUCUUACAUGUAAUCUUGAAACAGAUAUACAAUAUCCUCUUUCAAAGUAAGUUCAAACCAUACAUCUACUUAGAGAUACAUCUGCAGUAUCUCAAUAUGAUUAUGUAGAUAUUCAAGUGUAUGUGAGCUGUAUUUCUGCAACUUUUGCAUACUUAUUAGUUUUAUGAAAUAUAGAUGGUCAUAAACAUCAAAA
Messenger RNA from Branchiostoma floridae (Florida lancelet), 3368 nucleotides. RefSeq names its product serine/threonine-protein kinase 16-like. Lineage: Eukaryota; Metazoa; Chordata; Leptocardii; Amphioxiformes; Branchiostomatidae. Gene Ontology annotation, cellular component: Golgi apparatus; cytoplasm. The record is from RefSeq and is a predicted model, not a curated record. Gene Ontology annotation, molecular function: protein serine/threonine kinase activity; ATP binding. Gene Ontology annotation, biological process: protein phosphorylation. The transcript has 8 exons. Bases 292 to 1212 code for a protein of 306 amino acids.